Molecule: messenger RNA, 177 nt
Organism: Dentiscutata erythropus
Lineage: Eukaryota; Fungi; Glomeromycota; Glomeromycetes; Diversisporales; Gigasporaceae
Source: the annotation of a GenBank genome assembly
ACUCAAGAAGAUGAAAAUGAGGAACCUGAAGAAUUAACCAUGACCUCUUAUAACACUAUUAAUUUACACAAAAAUCAUCUAGCCGAACACCAAGAAUCGAAGAUUGAACUUAGAUACCUUUUUACCCGCACUUUAGCACAACUGUCAUUUGUUUGUAUCCUUCAGCAAGAUGUUGAA